CGAGUUACGUCAAAACCUUGAGGACGCUGCGUUAUCUGGGGGGGGGGAGAGAGCAACGGAGGCUGAAGAGAGACAAGUACAAAGGGAGAGUGGAGCGGCGGAGUCCAAGUUGUUCGUGCGCGUCGCUCCAAAAGGCUGCGCCGAUGGCAUCCGUACUUGGAAACAACAGCCGCGCGUCCGGAGCUCAGAGCGGCCAGGUUAAAUGUAAGCUGAAACGGAGGAGGAGGAGGCGAUCAAAGAGGAAAGAGAAAGUCAGUAUGCUGUCAGCAUUGAUCGCUCCCUUCAAGUACAUAAGCCCUGGGACCAGCAGCACAGAGGACGAGGACAGUUUAAGUACCAGCAGCGCCGAGGUAAAGGAAAACCGUAACAUUGGUAACUUAGAGGAUCACUCUAUCGGAUCUGCCGAGUGCCAGUCGCUUUUCUGCUCCGACUCUGCGAGAAGCGGGAGCUCUGGACUGAAGAGGAAACGACCGCUGGAGGAAGACAACAACGGCCACAUGUGUCAGCUCCGUUUCAUCUACAAGAAACUGUCUUGGUCUGAGGCACCGAAGAACGCUUUAGUGCAACUCAAUGAGCUUCGACCGGGCCUCCAGUACCGAAUGGUGUCUCAGACUGGCCCGGUCCACGCUCCUGUUUUCUCUAUUGCUGUGGAGGUUAAUGGACUGACCUUUGAGGGCACAGGUCCUACAAAGAAGAAAGCUAAGAUGAGGGCUGCAGAACUCGCCCUCAAGUCCUUCAUUCAGUUCCCAAAUGCACCUCAGGCCCACUUGGCUAUGGGCAACAUUUCCAACCCUUCGGCUGACUUCACCUCUGACCAGGCGGACUUCCCAGACACACUCUUUAAGGAAUUUGAGUCUUCACCUUGCUCUGAUGGACUCUCUUUCUGCAACUCGGCAGCUGAGAGUGAGCUACUAUCGAGCGAGCUCCUGAGACAUGGACGGUUACUCCGCCAUACCUUGGACCUGAUGGUACAGGCUCAGCAGAGGUUGGGUGGGAUUGUUCCAGAGCCCGAGGUUCCUAAAAGCCCCGUUGCGUUGCUGAAUGAGCUCCGACCGGGCCUACGUUACGCGUGUCUUUCAGAGCGAGCCGAAGGCCGUCGGCUGCGUAGCUUUGUGAUGGCGGUGCGUGUGGACGGACGGAUAUUUGAGGGCUGUGGUCGCAGCAAGAAGCUGGCCAAGACCCAGGCGGCUCAGUGUGCUCUUCAGGCCCUCUUCAACAUCAGGACAGCCCCCGAGGGGAGGACAAGCCUCAAAGCCAGCAGGAAGAGUUGUCCUCAUUUACCCCAGGACUUUGCCGAUUCAAUAUUCCACUUGGUGAGAGAGAAGUACCGGUCGCUGGUGGGCGGCUGCAGUCCUGCGCACGCUCGACACAAAUCCCUGGCAGGCAUCGUAAUGACCCGAGACCUGGACCUGAGACACGCCCAGGUGGUAGCUUUAUCCACCGGCACCAAGUGCAUCAACGGGGAGUAUCUGAGCGACCAGGGCCAAGUGGUCAACGACUGCCACGCUGAAGUCACGGCGCGAAGAGCCCUGCUACGCUUCCUCUACGCUCAACUAGAACUCUUCUUAAGUAAAAGACCAGAGGACUGGGACGAGUCGAUAUUCGUGCGACACAAGGAGUGUAGUUACAGGUUGAGAGAUAACGUCCAUUUCCACAUGUACGUCAGCACCUCGCCAUGCGGAGACGGGAGGCUCAACUCGCCCUACGAAAUCACCACCGACCUGCACAGCAGCCGACACCUCAUGAGGAAACAUCGCAGUCACCUGAGGACCAAAAUCGAGUCGGGGGAGGGGACGGUACCGGUGCGAUGUCGAGGACCCGUUCAGACUUGGGACGGCGUCUUACAGGGCGAACAGCUCAUCACCAUGUCCUGCACCGACAAGAUCACCAGAUGGAACGUCCUGGGCCUGCAGGGGGCGUUGCUGAGUCACUUCGUGGAGCCGGUUUACCUGCACAGUUUGACCGUGGGCAGCCUCCGCCACACGGGUCAUUUGGGCCGAGUCCUGAACCAGCGUCAGGAGCGACUGGGUCCUUUGGCAACAACUUAUAGACGGAACCAGCCCCUGCUCAGCGGCCUGAGCUGUGCAGACUAUCAGCAGGCGGGGAAGGCCUCAUGCGUGAGCGUCAACUGGACGCUGGGUGACGCUCAGUUGGAGGUGGUAAACACCGCCACGGGACGGAGGCGGGACUCGGGGACGCCGUCGCGACUCUGCAAACACACCCUGUUUACCCGGUGGAACAGACUUAACCGCAAGUUGGGGAUCCACGUCUCCGGUUCGGCCGACCGCCAGCUCAUGUACAGUGAGGCCAAGAUGGCGGCGCGUCCUUACCAGACAGUGAAGCAGCAGUGGUUCAGGUCGCUCCAGGAAACAGGACUCGGUACCUGGGUCAAGAAACCGCCAGAGCAGGAACAGUUCCUGCUGUCCAUCUGAGACAACGUGUGUUUGUGUGAGAGACUUUGUUUAACCUUUAUUUUUUUAGAGUAAGAUGUCUCCUCAGUCUUCACCACCUCAGACGUUCCAAAAGUAACCUUUAAACAUAAGGCUUUCACCGCUGUUUCAUUCAUGAUGUGAUGUCCAUCGACCCCACAUGCCAAAAUAUAGGUUAACUCAGGGGUGUCAAACAUACGGCCUGUGGGCUAAAAACCGGCCUACCAGAGGGUCUAACGGGGACCUUGGAAUGAAUUUGUGAAAUGCAAAAAUUACACUGAAAAUAUUAACAGUCAAGGGUGUUAAAAUCAUUUUAGUUCAGGGGCCACAUACAGACCAGUGUGAUCUCAAGUACACCAGGUCAGAAAAAUAUCAAAUCACAUCAGAUUUU
Messenger RNA from Sphaeramia orbicularis (orbiculate cardinalfish), 2820 nucleotides. RefSeq names its product adenosine deaminase RNA specific B2 (inactive) (gene adarb2). The transcript has 10 exons. Bases 144 to 2432 code for a protein of 762 amino acids. Lineage: Eukaryota; Metazoa; Chordata; Actinopteri; Kurtiformes; Apogonidae. Gene Ontology annotation, biological process: RNA processing; adenosine to inosine editing. Gene Ontology annotation, cellular component: nucleolus; cytoplasm. Gene Ontology annotation, molecular function: adenosine deaminase activity; tRNA-specific adenosine deaminase activity; double-stranded RNA binding. The record is from RefSeq and is a predicted model, not a curated record.